AUGAAUUUACAGAACUGUCAGUCAUAUACAAAUGUCAUUUAUAAAGAAUCAACUGGAUUCACACAUUAUUCUAAACAGAACCAAUUCCGUGGAAUUAUCGCAGAAGCCUUCGAACACCUCAAAGGGCUCAACCAUUUAAAUAUUUGUAAAUAUGUAAAUAUGCUAAGACUAGAAGGUAAUACAUACCUUCUCUUUUCCGAAGGUUAUUCACUAACUUUAAGUCAAAUAUUUCAAACACAAUGCGAAGAAUAUAUAAAAUCUAACUUCUAUACAAUAGUUAACCAGAUGCUAUUUGGACUGCAGUAUUUACACAGCUCAGGAUUCUAUCAUGGAAGGUUUUCAUUGGAUUGUGUGAGUAUUUCAGAUGAAGGAUUGGCUAAAAUCUCGGGAUACGGAACCAACUAUUUCAAUAAAAUAGUAAACUAUAUGAUUAAAAAUAGUUAUAAAGAAUCCAAGGAAUCAUAUGAAGAUAAAGAAGUGUAUAAAAAUUAUAUUAUGAAUCCAUUUAAUAAUGAUGAGAAGAAUGAUUUCAUUGAUUAUGUAAUCAGUUCUGAAUAUUUGACAAACCUUUUGCCUUAUAUGCCUCCAGAACUGAUAUUCUUUAACGGCUCAGAACCAAAAGGCCAUUUAUUCUGGUUUAACGUAGACAUAUGGUCGUUGGGGAUUUGUAUACUUUUCAUAAUGUCCUACGUGGUUUCAUCUAGUGAUUUGUAUAAUGGUUCAUAUCCAAACGGUAUUGAUGAUAAAAAUGACAAAAUAGGAAACUGUCAUUCUGAAGGAAAUAAAGGUAUUUCUAAGACUGAGGGGUAUUUUGAAAAACUCAAGAACAUGUUUAAUUCAUAUGAAUCAAAAUCAGUAUUCGUAGAAUCAUUCUUUUUUGUAACAUAUUUGCUUAUUUUAAUAAAUAAAUUCGAGUCGCAGGAACCCAUCUCUGCACUUGGUCUAGAUAUCGUAAAGAUAUUAAAUGAGAAGUUUAAAUUAUUUAUAAAAGAAAAUGAACCCUUGGGUGAUAUUGGAGUUGUUUCAGAAAUUUUUAAUAAAGUGAAUAAUAAGUGUGGAGAUUUAGAUAUUAAAGAAGAGGUGGAGGAGGAAAUUGAUCAAGACAAGAUAGGAUCACAAUCUGAGAGUUUAGUUGAGGAAUCACUCAUGGUGUCAAUUGAAAUUUUAACAGGAAGGGAAGUUUUGAGAAAUUUGAUAUCAUUUAACAAGAAAUCAACCUGGGGAAAUUCUAAUUGUGAUUCUUUUUUAAGAGAUUUGAAUUAUUUAUUGACAUUGGUCAACGACUGUUUGUUGAUAACGAACAGUAAGAGGCCUCAAGUAAUUGAGCUAAUUACGAAGAAUAACAUACUAAAGAUGCCACAAAGAAUAACCAAUGACUGUUUAGUAAAGUAUUCAUGGUUUACGUAUAAAGAAAAAACCGAAGAUAUAGAAUCGAUAAGUGAUUUCUCAGUGCCAUAUUCAGUGGAGUUGCUGAAAGAGUCUCAACUAAAUCUAUCCGAAUCAGGUUUCUUCCUUAGCCAAGUAGGCCUAGAGAAUGUACUGUACUAUUGGACACUGCUGGGAAACGAUCCAGGAAAUACAAUACCAUUUGAAUAUAAAAACAAAAUAAAUGUGGUUUAUGAAGAGAAUAGUUCUAAGGAAACAAAUUCCAAGCAAGAUUGUAAAACUAAGGUAAUAAGUAAUCUUGAGUAUUUUAGAAGGUAUAAAAUUGGGAAAGUGUUUCUAGGAGAAUUGAUUAACCACGUCAAACUGGCGAACCUAUUCCCCAUGGUAAUUGAACACCAGCUGAGACCAACGUGUGUUUAUGCAAGACAGCACUGCUUUAUUUAUCAGCUAUUAAGAAUAAGACGUUUCAAAAGACUCCUAAACAACCCAGUAGAGAAUAAAAGACAAAUUUUCGCAGAAGCAAUGAUAGAUAUUCCACCACUUCUAAGAAAACAAAUUUGGUGUAAUUUGUUAGAUAUAGUGUAUAGACCAUCGACAAAAGAAUGUCCAAUUAGUUCAAAAUAUAAAUUUGAAUCAAUGCCACCAGAUAUAGAACAGAACCUAAAUUUUUACAACAAUGACUUGCUCUGCUCAACGAAUAAUUUGAACCAGUUAUUGUCGAGUGUAGAGGACUUGAAAAGGAAAAUUAUACACCAACAAGUUCCAAAUUCAAUUUACUCAUUUGCAAUUCCUCUGCUACUUUUAUACCACAACUCCAAAGUGUACGCAACUGUUCUGAACAAGAUGUUCUCCAAAUAUUUAAAGGAAUUUUACUCGCCAACCGGUUCUUUUGUGAACAAUUAUCUGAGCGAAUUCAGCACAAUUUUGAAUUUCUUUGAUCCUGAAGUCUCAUAUCACUUGAGAACAAUAGGAGCGUACUCAGAUUCAUACGCUCUGCCAUGGUUCAUGUCUCUAUUUUCAGAAAACACAACGGUAGACCAGCUCUAUUUGAUAUGGGACUCAAUACUGGUCCACCCAAAACAAUACAUAAAGUUCCUGGCUGUGAUGAUUGUUCAUAACAUAAGGGAGAGGAUUUUGGGAAUUACUGAUGCAAGUGUGGCAAUCUCAUUCAUUUCAUGCGUUGUUGACUCACUGAACGUCCCAAUGCUAAUGUACUUAACGACACAUAUGUUCAACACAUGGAUUGAAGUGAUCAACCCGAAAACAUUAACAAAUAAAUAUAACAUGUUGAAUAAUCAGGAAAGUUUAAAUCAGAGUGAAGGAACGGGAUUCAAGUCGGAUUCAGAUACUUUUACACUGGAUAAGAACACAUUGGUCUUCCUCUCUGGAGAGUACCCAUUUGAAAGAUGUUUUAAGCUGUCAAUUGAUACCUUCUCUAACAUUUUCAACAACUGUAUCAUAAUUGACCUCAGGUCAAUAGAAUCAUACAAUUUGGGACAUAUACCAAACUCAGUUCAUGUAAACAAAGUCUUCUCAGCACUAUCUGAAACCGAUAAAAAGAUAGGAUCAAUAUCUAUCCCAAUAUUCAAUACUGAAAACAACACAGACUCAGAUUUUAAUGGUGUUGGAGGUCAAACCCAGGUAAUUUCAAGCUUAAUUGGGCUAAGAAACACAUCAAAAAGCCCAUGGUUACACAUUAAUACUCCUGAAAGUAAUAAAGUAGUCCUGGCGGCAGGAGAUGGAUACGACAACGAUAAUGAGAUGUUGUCGCUCCAGAGACUCAUAUUUGAGUUCAGAGUACAACACGUAUGCUAUUAUAGAAUUAACACAGAAGAAUGGCCGAAAGUCUUUACACUCUCUAAAAUAUAA
Messenger RNA from Theileria annulata, 3255 nucleotides. RefSeq lists its product as uncharacterized. Gene Ontology annotation, cellular component: nucleus; cytoplasm. The record is from RefSeq and is a predicted model, not a curated record. The transcript is spliced from 11 exons. The coding region runs from base 1 to 3255 and encodes 1084 amino acids. Lineage: Eukaryota; Apicomplexa; Aconoidasida; Piroplasmida; Theileriidae. Gene Ontology annotation, biological process: mitotic DNA damage checkpoint signaling; protein phosphorylation. Gene Ontology annotation, molecular function: ATP binding; protein serine/threonine kinase activity.